AUGCAAUAUGACCCGCUUCCCUCCCCGAUUCCUGCAUGCAGCAUGCACACGCAGUUUCGCCAGGUGAUGUCACCAGCUGAGUCAGCCUACGGGAAAGCCGUUCCCGAGGCCCGGGAGCUAAGAAAGAUUCUGCGUCGGGUCUCCAGCUCGAAUGCAGGCCCAGCCAACGCCCUUGAUUUGCUAUUUUGUACGCGCGAUGGCCUGGAAGUCGUCUCUAGUUUGCUCUCACCGUCUAUUGUAGGCCAAUGGAUGGCUGGUGUGGCAUAG
Molecule: messenger RNA, 267 nt
Organism: Penicillium paradoxum
Lineage: Eukaryota; Fungi; Ascomycota; Eurotiomycetes; Eurotiales; Aspergillaceae
Exons: 1
Coding region: 1-267 (88 amino acids)
Source: RefSeq, a predicted model, not a curated record